UCAAUUGGCACACGCCACGUGUCUCCAAUUCAUUUUCUUCUCGUUCCCAUCCCUUCCUCCUCCCGUCGCCUUCCCCGACCCAGCUCAGAGAGAUCAGGCGGCGGCGGCCAUGGAGGGAGAGGUUGGCAAGAAGGCGCUAGAGUGCAUCCUCAUGCCGGCCAUGCUCGCCGCCAAGAACGUCCGGGCCCAGCGCGACCGCCUCCUGCAGCUCCGGCGCCGCCUGCAGCAGCAGCAGCGGAGCCCCGGUGUCCAGUACGUCGCCGCCGACCUCUUCAAGGUCUACUCCAUGGGCCUCAGGGCCGGCUGCGGCUACCUCAGCACCUGCCUCGACAUCGCCUACGAGAACGAUGCCGACCUCUCCUUCACCAACCCGGCCUUCGCCUUCAUCCCCGACGUUCAGCUCUACGACACGCUCUUCGCGCAGCGGCUCCGGCCCCGCCCGACCACCCAGAUCGACGCCUUCACCCGCAUCGAGGUCGCCUACUACGCCGCCGACCUGGCCAUGGGCUACCACGUCCCGCGCUGCAUCGAGUUCCUCGUCGGCGUCCGCCCGCCCUCCGUCACCACCAAGACGGACGACUGCAUGGUCGGCUACGCAGACGACACGCUCGCCGCUGCCACCGACCACAUCUUUAAGACCCGCCUCGCCGGCAUGGUCCCCGACGACUCUGACGACGCCACCGAGCGCAUCCCCAAGACCCGCCCCCGCCGCUCCAAUCAGGUCCAGGACCAGGAGGACAUGGACGAAUAUCCCGCCGCCCCCACUUGGGAGCCCCCUCAGGUGGCCAGCAGCAAGGACCCGGACCAGGCGCUCAGCUACCUCCACCGCGCGUGCUCCCUCGCCAGCCUCGCCGUCAAGCACAUCGACGCCGCUGUCGCCGUCAUCUCUACCUUCCUCGACCCCAAGGAGGUCGCCGAGACCGCCGAAAUGGCCGACGAAGACGCCUACAUCUCUGAGAACGGACCCUAUCCAUCGGAUUAACCAGCUCAGUACUUCACCUCAUCGAGGAUCCCUUUGCAUCGUUGAUCGAAGUCCAUCUCGCAUCAGCCGUUUAAUCUCUCUGUGCUCUCUAGUUCAUCCAAGUUCCAAACUCUUACAGUUUUCAGUUCAGUUCGGUCAGACUAAUCUGCUGUUACUAUCCAAGUUCAUUUCCAGGUCAUCAGGGGUAGAACUUAGUAGUCGUGUAAUAGUGUAAUGCCAUAUCGAUCUGCAUCUUAUCUGUGGACCAUCGAAACGAAUU
This is a messenger RNA of Lolium perenne, 1241 nucleotides long. RefSeq lists its product as uncharacterized. The record is from RefSeq and is a predicted model, not a curated record. Lineage: Eukaryota; Viridiplantae; Streptophyta; Magnoliopsida; Poales; Poaceae.